This is a messenger RNA of Vicia villosa (hairy vetch), 564 nucleotides long. RefSeq lists its product as uncharacterized. The coding region runs from base 1 to 564 and encodes 187 amino acids. The transcript has a single exon. Lineage: Eukaryota; Viridiplantae; Streptophyta; Magnoliopsida; Fabales; Fabaceae. The record is from RefSeq and is a predicted model, not a curated record.
AUGUUCAAGAAACUUGAGCUGAUUAUUCCCUUCUUAGAGGAACUUGAGCAAAUGCCAACCUAUGCAAAAUUCAUGAAAGAUAUUAUUUCAAAGAAGCGGACCACCGAGAGUGAUCCGAUUAUUCUAACUGAAACUUGUAGUGCUAUUUUGCAGGGCAUGAAGAUUCCGGUUAAAAAGAGAGAUCGAGGUUCAGUAACUAUUCCGUGCACCAUCAGUGAUAGGUCUUUCAAGAAAGCUCUGAUUGAUUUGGGAGCAAGUGUAAGUCUUAUACCAUUAUCCAUCUACAAAAGAUUGGGAAUAGGUAAAGUACAAGAUACACGAAUGACACUUCAGUUUGCUGACCAAUCGAUGAAAAGACCGUACGGAGUGGUAGAAGACGUGUUGGUGAAAAUCGACAAGUUCGUAUUCCCUGUAGAUUUUGUUAUUGUAGAGAUGCCCGAAGAUGAAGAGACCCCAAUCAUUUUGGGGAGACUAUUUUUAGAGACCGGGAGAUGCUUGAUCGACAUAGAGGAAGGUACAAUGACCUUGAAAGUUUAUGAUGAGGAACUAAAGAUUGAUGUGUGA